This is a messenger RNA of Chrysoperla carnea, 1394 nucleotides long. RefSeq names its product kynurenine 3-monooxygenase (gene cn). Gene Ontology annotation, cellular component: mitochondrial outer membrane. Bases 39 to 1394 code for a protein of 451 amino acids. Gene Ontology annotation, biological process: L-tryptophan catabolic process; NAD+ metabolic process; quinolinate biosynthetic process. Gene Ontology annotation, molecular function: NAD(P)H oxidase H2O2-forming activity; kynurenine 3-monooxygenase activity; FAD binding. Lineage: Eukaryota; Metazoa; Arthropoda; Insecta; Neuroptera; Chrysopidae. The transcript has 7 exons. The record is from RefSeq and is a predicted model, not a curated record.
AUUUUCAAAGUGUAAACAAUUGAAUUGAUUAUUUAAGAAUGGAAUCUAAUCGAAAUGGUAUCACAAAACCGUCAAAAGUUGCAAUUGUUGGGGGUGGAUUGGUUGGAUCACUUUGUGCAUGUUUUCUGGCCAAACGUGGUUUAAAUGUAGAAUUAUAUGAAUAUAGAAAUGAUAUUCGUAAAACAGAAUUAGUUAAAGGAAGAUCCAUCAAUUUGGCAUUAUCCAAUCGUGGGCGUGCUGCAUUACGUGCAGUGGGUCUAGAAAGUCAUAUGGUACGAGAAUAUGGGAUCCCGAUGGCAGGCCGUAUGAUUCAUAAAUUAAAUGGUAAUCUACAAGAACUUCUUUAUGAUCCACGUACAAAUAAGAAUUUAUAUUCUGUUGGGCGCAAAUACUUGAAUGAGGUGUUAUUAACAGCUGCCGAAAAAUACGACAAUGUAAAAUUAUUCUUCAAUCAUAAAUUAAUAAAUGCAAAUUUACAAGAUGGGAAACUGGUAUUUCGACAAAUGGAAACGGAUCAAACAAUUGAAUUAAAUUUUGAUUUAAUCAUUGGUGCAGAUGGUGCAUUUUCUGCAAUACGUAAACAUAUGAUGAAAAUGCCAUUAUUUGAUUUUAGUCAAACGUAUAUUGAACAUGGAUAUAUGGAAUUAUGUAUUCCACCCGAUUCCGAAGGCAAAUUUCAAAUGGAAUCAAAUUAUUUGCAUAUUUGGCCUCGAGGUGAAUUCAUGAUGAUUGCAUUACCAAAUCAAGAUCAUUCAUGGACUGUUACAAUGUUUAUGCCAUUUGCAAAAUUUGCAAUGCUAGACACAACAGAAAAACUAAUGGAUUUUUUUCAAAAAAAUUUCCCUGAUGCGAUACCACUCAUUGGCGAAGAUCGAAUAAUCAAAGACUUUUUUAAUGCAACUGCGUUACCAUUAGUCUCUAUUAAAUGUAAACCGUAUCAUGUUGGAAAUCGUGCAAUCAUCAUUGGAGAUGCUGCCCAUGCUAUGGUCCCGUUUUAUGGGCAAGGUAUGAAUGCUGGAAUGGAAGAUUGCUUAUUAUUGGAUCAGUUGUUAGAAGAAUAUAAUAUGAAUAUUAGUAAAGUAUUGCCAGAGUUCACAAGACGGAGGCAUGAAGAUGCACAUGCUAUUUGUGAUUUAGCAAUGUACAAUUAUAUUGAGAUGAGGGACUUGGUGAAUCGAUUUACAUAUAUUAUACGAAAAAAAUUUGAUGAUUUCUUAUUUUGGGCAUUUCCUAUGUAUUGGGUACCGUUAUACAAUUCAGUGUCGUUUUCAACAAUGCGGUAUAGCCUGUGUAUUAAAAAUCGUCAAUGGCAAGAUAAAGUCUUAAAACAAACCUCCAUUAUAGUUGUUUUAUUUGCUCUAUUUUUUGGAUUUCUUUACUCAAUUUUAUUUUAA